Cynoglossus semilaevis (tongue sole) is the source of this 3794-nucleotide messenger RNA. It is a transcript of the gene vps4b, whose product is annotated as vacuolar protein sorting 4 homolog B. Gene Ontology annotation, molecular function: ATP hydrolysis activity; ATP binding. Gene Ontology annotation, biological process: endosomal transport; vacuole organization. The transcript is spliced from 12 exons. Bases 1124 to 2434 code for a protein of 436 amino acids. NCBI's taxonomy places the organism in Eukaryota, Metazoa, Chordata, Actinopteri, Pleuronectiformes, Cynoglossidae. The record is from RefSeq and is a predicted model, not a curated record.
UCGUCUCCUACCAACACGCUGUCAAGUAUUUUUUACACAUUUUGAAACGUGAACCCCAGGGUAAAGAUGGAAACCAGAGGAUCAGGGACAGAUGUAAAGAGUACCUGGACAGAGUCGACGAAAUACAGUAUUACCUAGACAAUAAAAAGGUUAUUUACUAUACAACCAUUUAGAACUACCCUUAGAACAGUUUCCAGGGAAAUCACUGCAGGAAGUUUACUGGGCGUUAGAAUUAUGUGCUGUUUUUAGUAUCUUACAUGUAGCCCUUGUCAGGGUGUCAGGUACAGUAAGAGACAAAGUAUACAGCCAAUGAUAAACCACAAACCAAAAACCACCUGACAAAACAUCAUUAAACAUAGUAUAGUGACUAAGUGACUGGGUGAGUAUAAAGUAAAUAAACAAAUUAUACUAAAAUGGCAACAAGAAUAGACACUAAAUUAUGACAACUGUCCAGGGCAUACUGUAACCUCACCCAAUGGGAUGGGCUAUUAAAUAAUGAAAUAGCAGUCUCAAAAUUAACUGUGUGGAAUUUAGCAUUAUGAUGUAGUGAAGUUACACCAUCUUGUUAAAUAUUUAGUAUGCGUACUAGGACUAGAUGUUUCUGUCCCCGAUAAUCAAUACCCAUUAUUUUUUUACUUAGGAUUUCUCCUAAGAAAAAGUUGGGGGUGUCCUUUUGGGGUGGUGGUCCAGCAGUGUUAUGCUUUCAGGUUGUUUAAAAUAUUUCUAAGGACCAAAAAUGCAUAAUGAGUGUAAAAAAAAGAAGGAAAAGUGUAUAUAUAUUAUUUGAUCUAACAUAACUGAACUAUCUAAGCGUUAUGUAAAUAUUACACACAAAAACAUCUUUUGUGAACGAUUUGCAUGACUCGGACAUGACGCAGUCCGUUUUGGAGUGUACGUCUUGACGUCACUACAUUUCGUGUACGCUGGUGUCGACUUUUCAAUGCGGAAGUUCCCUCCCUGAUUCGACGGGGUAGCGAUCCAGGAAUUGAAAACAACAUUGAAAAACUUAAUUUAACAGUUAACACUGUAGUUCUAAGUCUAAGCUAUAACGAGGAAAAAGGCAAAUCGUUUUCCCGUGGAGGUUUGAUAUUUGUUAAGAUUAUUGCAAAGCGUGGUCUUCCUUAUGGCUACCAAUAAUUUACAGAAAGCCAUUGAUUUAGCCAGUAAGGCUGCUCAGGAGGAUAAAGCUCAGAACUUCGAGGUUGCGCUGAGGCUGUACCGGGAUGCUGUUGGUUAUUUCCUCCAUGUGGUUAAAUAUGAAGCCCAGGGUGAUAAAGCAAAACAGAGUAUCCGCGCAAAAUGUAAUGAAUACCUGGAGAGAGCAGAGAAGCUGAAGGAGUAUUUGAAGAAGAAAGAGAAUGCUCCUGCUAAGCCUGUCAAAGAAUCAGGUUCUGACGACAAAGGAAAUGACAGUGAUGAAGGAGAUGAUCCAGAAAAGAAGAAAUUCCAAAAUCAACUCUCAGGUGCAAUUGUCAUGGAGAAACCGAACAUCAAAUGGAAUGAUGUUGCUGGACUAGAAGGAGCCAAAGAGGCUCUGAAAGAAGCUGUUAUUCUUCCAAUCAAAUUCCCUCACCUUUUCACAGGAAAGAGAACUCCAUGGCGAGGGAUUUUGCUUUUUGGACCCCCAGGUACAGGAAAGUCCUAUCUGGCAAAAGCUGUUGCUACAGAAGCAAACAAUUCCACAUUUUUCUCCAUCUCUUCGUCUGACCUUGUCUCCAAAUGGCUAGGAGAGAGUGAAAAAUUAGUGAAAAAUCUUUUUAGCCUCGCAAGGGAACACAAGCCUUCCAUUAUCUUCAUCGACGAGAUCGACUCACUCUGUGGUUCCAGAAGUGAAAAUGAGAGUGAAGCUGCUCGUCGUAUCAAAACUGAAUUCCUAGUUCAGAUGCAGGGUGUGGGGAAUGAUAAUGAGGGCGUGCUAGUACUUGGUGCAACAAACAUCCCAUGGACACUCGACUCGGCCAUUAGAAGAAGAUUUGAGAAAAGGAUCUACAUCCCUCUGCCUGAGGAACAUGCGCGUUCAUUCAUGUUCAAGCUCCACCUUGGAUCCACUCCAAACAGUCUUUCUGAGUCCGAUUUUAUUACGUUGGGCAAGAAGACAGACGGCUACUCAGGAGCAGAUGUUAGUGUCAUUGUCAGAGAUGCUUUAAUGCAACCAGUUCGAAAGGUCCAGUCAGCAACACACUUCAAGCGGGUACGAGGUCCAUCCAGGGAUGACCCCAAGGUUAUUAUGAACGAUCUUUUAACUCCUUGCUCCCCCGGCGAUCCUAGUGCAGUUGAAAUGUCAUGGAUGGAGGUCCCUGGAGACAAGCUAUUGGAACCUAUAGUAUGCAUGUCUGACAUGCUAAGGUCUCUGUCCAACACAAAGCCAACAGUCAACGAACAAGAUCUGGAAAAACUGAAAAAAUUCACAGAUGACUUUGGGCAGGAGGGCUAGAAGUAGGAUUCCGCCAAGUCGAACCAAAGCAAAGAGAAAAAUUCUAAUUGUGUCUCUAUACUGUCCGUGUCCCUCCUCUCUCGCUCACUCUCUCCUUCUGUCUCUGUCUGUCUCUCUCCCCUGGUCAUUUACCCCACCUGAUUAAUAAUAUCUGAAACGGGCAAGACCUCUGUGCUGCCAGUCUGAUAAUUUCACUCUAGUUAAAAGACCUCCAUUUAUUUGACAUCCACCACUGUCCCAAAGAUGAUAAAAAUCACUCACCGUCUAGAUUGAAAAUCAAUUUUACUAAAAGAAUUUCAAAGGGCUUGAUGAGAUAUGUAUUAAAAAAGUUUCAAGUAUUGAUGAGUUGAACAAUGUACAGAUUAUAGACAACUGCCUAGAUUAAAAUGCCAGUUAAGACCAGGAAUUCAAGUGAAUCAAACUGAGUACAGACUAAACAUUUGCAUCUUAAAUCGUUAGUCUGACAUAACACUGGUAAAUAGAUAUGCUUUAUGCUAUAUUCUCUACGUAUUGAAAAACAAGCAUUAAUUUGUAACAGACUUUGUGGAAUAUAUGCAGUUACUCUUGUACAGGGAUUUGACACAGGGAGGCAUGAGUUGACAGAUACUCAGGAUAAAAGCAGCAUUAUCUCCUGUGUCAGUGUUUGAUUGUCGAACAUGUUUCCAAAUAAAUGACAAAUAUAUUUGUUAAAUCCAAUGUCAUUUGAUGGUUUCACCAGUUGUGCUGUAUCAGAACUACUUCAUCAUUUCUAUUUUGUCAGAGAUUUUUAGCUCGUAACUUUGUCAAAUGGUUCAUGUGUUUUCCCUGUCGAUGACCCUUGCCGUUUUUUCUUUAUAAACACUGCAUAGUGUGCUAACAUAGGAAAGUCAUGCAGGAUUUUUUGGUUAAAUAAAAUUGUGGAAAAUCAUCAACUCGCAAACUCUAAAAUGAAAAUGCAUUUGCAAGCAUGUGUAUCCAGAAGAGACUGUCUGCACCAUGUGCCUUCCAGAAUUGCUGCAUUUUUUUUUUUAGUUUUUUUUUUCUCCUUUGUUUUAUAAGCGCAUACAAGUGCUUUGUCACUACAAUAAAAACAUGUAGAAUACUUGCACAUUAAUGUAAGCUCUUUUAGAGAUUGCACUCUUUAGCUUUUAAGGUGUGCACAGUUUGAGUUUGAUGGAAAACAAACAUUUUAUCUUACUGUAAAUGUCUAUACAUAUAUCCAACUUUGGCCUUUUAUUUUAUGAAAAGUCCAAAAGAUGCAUGUUUUUUGUUUUGUAAAUAAACAUAAUAGCAAUGUAAAAAAGAAGGAUGUUUCCUUUUUUGUAAGCAAAUUGUGUGCUUUAGAAACUAACAUGGGUUUUGAAAUAAAGAGUUCACAGUG